Messenger RNA from Phytomonas sp. Hart1, 1623 nucleotides. Lineage: Eukaryota; Euglenozoa; Kinetoplastea; Trypanosomatida; Trypanosomatidae. The record is from the annotation of a GenBank genome assembly.
AUGGACCAAGACGCCGAGUCUUACCUCAAGCGGGUGUCCAAAAUGCAACACCAACACUUCAGCAAGGGUUUUGCGUCAGUCAAACGAAUCUCUUCUGGUGUUGGGCAAUUAUCAUCUGUUGAUAAAGAAUUUAACACUUUACAUUUAGCGUACCAUCGGACUACAAACAUUUUACCGAUUAAAAAGAAACGCUAUCGCUUGAUUAAUGAUGACGAUAAUGGUUCGGAUGAUAAACCGAUUCCAUCUUUCGAUGUCCCACCCGCUCUUUUAAUGAAUGAAAACGCGAUCCGAUCUCACCUGGUUGAUCCGGCUGUAACUUUUCUUGCUAUGGAAAAUCCACGCGAUGCAGUCCCGUGCCGCGCUCCCGCUUUCAGGGCCACACAGAAGCCUGCUAGCCUCAUCGAUAAGUGGUUCCCCGGCAUCACCCUCAAGGAAGCCACCGUGGAGGUCAGCUACGCCCCUUCGGCGGAGUUCGUCCAGGAAACAAUCACGCGGGUGACUGGGGCUCGCGAGCAGAUGAUUCUGCUGCGCAGUGGCGUCGAGGACUUGGAGACGCUUUUGCGUGAAUUACCCUCUUCGCGGAGAACCCAAUCGAUACGACACCCACCAGGGAGCACGGAAGAGGGGGGGAUUAAGAUUGACUUGGAGAUAAUGAAUCGAAUAAAACAUAAGGAGCUUGCUUCGAUCACCGAAGUGCUAGCACAGUUUGCAUAUGAGCCUUAUCAACGACCUGACUUGGUGAAGAAGCAGAUAAAGCACCUGAUGCAUCGCAAGAAUAAUUUUGCCAUCCCUAAUUCCUUUGACACUAAACGAAUACAAGAGUUUUUGGAUCUGAAAGGCCCUGAGACUGGUAAUCUACCUACACUUUCACAUUUUAUUUGGCUGAGUAGUGUUAACACAACAGCGUUAUUUACAAUUCUCACGCAACGCUUCUUGCGUCGUAUACGUAUACAUACUUCCUCAGCAAAAGAUGCAUUAGGUGAUAUAGUUUCCCAUGUCUCUGGUACUGAGAGUCCUUCCAAAAAUGGUGAUGACGAUGACGCCAAGAAACUUGAUGGUACGAAAAGCAAUCUGUCAUGCUGCAAGAAGGCUAACAUGACGGAGAUGGUGAAUGUUUCUCCCGAACGUGUUGGAGAUCAGGUCACGAUUAACACCACCGGUACCAGACUCACACAAAGUCAGGAACAACUGUUAGGCUUUUUUCGCACACUCAUGCCAAUAUGGGGGCCACCGCCGGAAAAACCUACCGCGAGGCUGGCGGACGGGGAGACCUCCGCUCCGCGCCUGAUUUUUUCCGGCUAUGGGGUGUGGCUGCUCGCCUGUUUGGUAGCACUCGACACCCCACUGGACCCGGAUACGGAUCGCCUUGUUCACAGUUGGUUUCGUACAAGCUGUGAACAGGUCCGGGUCCUAGGGGAGUGGAAAGGAGUUCACGGGGAGCAGCGUGGCGCGCUUCUUGAGGCACUUCAAAAGAGCGAUGCCAUAUUUGGACCAAAUGCGAAAUACAAAACAUACACACGAAUUGAAGAUAUAGGUUCGGAGGAGCUUCGUGCGCUAUACACAGUUGUCGUUAUUCUUGCUAAGUUUUUUCGCCAAAAUCAAAACCGUUUUAUUCCUCUAUGA